ACCCCUUGCCCAAGAGCCAGGAGAUGACGGGCAAAGCGGGGGAAGCGCUGAGCAAACCCAAAUCCGAGACAGUGGCCAAGAGUGCCUCGGGGGGCGGCCCCCCGGCCAGGUGCACGGGCUUCGGCAUCCAGGAGAUUCUGGGCUUGAAUAAGGAGCCCCCCAGCUCCCACCCAAGAGCUGCCCUCGACGGCCUGGCCCCCGGCCACUUGCUAGCGGCGCGCUCCGUGUUGAGUCCCGCAGGAGUGGGUGGCAUGGGGCUGCUGGGGCCCGCGGGGCUCCCCGGUUUCUACGCGCAGCCCACCUUCCUGGAAGUGCUCUCCGAUCCGCAGAGCGUCCACUUGCAGCCUCUGGGCAGAGCAUCGGGGCCGCUGGACACCAGCCAGACGGCCAGCUCGGAUUCUGAAGAUGUUUCAUCCAGCGAUCGAAAAAUGUCCAAAUCGGCGUUGAACCAGACCAAGAAACGCAAGAAACGGAGGCACAGGACAAUCUUUACCUCUUACCAGCUGGAGGAGUUGGAAAAGGCCUUCAACGAGGCACACUACCCAGACGUCUAUGCACGGGAGAUGCUGGCCAUGAAAACGGAGCUGCCAGAAGACAGAAUACAGGUCUGGUUCCAGAACCGGAGGGCCAAGUGGAGGAAGCGGGAGAAGUGCUGGGGCCGGAGCAGCGUGAUGGCGGAGUAUGGCCUGUACGGGGCCAUGGUGCGACACUCCAUCCCGCUGCCCGAGUCCAUCCUCAAGUCGGCCAAGGACGGCAUCAUGGACUCCUGCGCGCCCUGGCUGCUGGGGAUGCACAAAAAGUCGCUGGAGGCCGCGGCCGAGUCGGGGAGGAAGCCCGAGGUGGAGCGCCAGGUCCUGCCCAAGCUGGACAAGCUGGAGCCGGAGGAACGGGGCCCCGACCCCCCGGUGGCCAUGUCCCAGGAGGAACUGAGGGAGAACAGCAUUGCGGCCCUCCGGGCCAGAGCUCAGGAGCACAGCACCAAGGUGCUGGGGACUGUGUCUGGGCCCGACGGGCUGGCCCGGAAGGCCGAGGAGCCCGAGGAAGAGGAGGCGGUGGAGGAAGACAGGCCCUUGGAGAAACCCAGUGCAGUGCAGCCUGAGGACUUGGCUUAG
Suncus etruscus (white-toothed pygmy shrew) is the source of this 1112-nucleotide messenger RNA. It is a transcript of the gene VSX2, whose product is annotated as visual system homeobox 2. Bases 24 to 1112 code for a protein of 362 amino acids. The transcript has 5 exons. Gene Ontology annotation, cellular component: nucleus. The record is from RefSeq and is a predicted model, not a curated record. Gene Ontology annotation, biological process: regulation of transcription by RNA polymerase II. Gene Ontology annotation, molecular function: DNA-binding transcription factor activity, RNA polymerase II-specific; sequence-specific double-stranded DNA binding. Lineage: Eukaryota; Metazoa; Chordata; Mammalia; Eulipotyphla; Soricidae.